AUUCUGUUCUUCAGUAUGCUUGUGUCGAUCGUAGGCGACGGAUGCGCAUUGUCGUGCACGCGUUUCUCUGAACUCCGCGAGUGCUCCGGAAAUAUUAAUAACGAUAACGGACAUCGAAACAUAUUGUCGGACGACGAUCUUAUCUCACGAGAAAUGAAUUAUUUAUUAUUAAUUCUGAAAAGUGAAUUCUAACGCGUUCUACGUUACUCAUCAAACUCUACAAAAACUAAAGUUCGUAAAGUGCGUGUUUGAAAUAAGAAGUAUUGAAUUAGUGGGCCGAAGUGUAAUUUAAAUUGAUAAAAUAAUAUGUUAAUUAUAAUGUGUUAAUUAUAAUAAUGUGUUAAUUAUAAUAUAAUAAAAGUUUCAGUAGUUGUGUUAGAAAGUCAGAUCGUGACGCGAGGAUUACCGAAAUUAAAAUGAAAGUAGAAGCGUUGAUGAACUAGAGAGCAAGAGAAUUCACGACGACACGUAUCUCUUAUACGAGGAGGAUGGUUUCCUGAACGUAUCGUAAAAUCGCUGCGAGAUGAAUUGCACUCUCCACACGUCGUUCGGUCAAGUCAGGAAGAUGCAUACGAAUAUAUAAAUAUCGUAUUCGCGUCGAACUUAUACGAAGCGCAGUAAUUCUCCAGCCGAGAAUCGUUCGAUUUUUGCGAUGACGUCCAUGCUGUCCGGGGAAGAGAGCAACGCGGCGAAGAUGAAACAAAAAUUGAUGGGGGACGCGCCCGCGAAGGAGGAGACGAGGUCUUUCCUCAACUUCUCGCGGGAGAAUCUGAGCAUCUCGCAAUCCGACCUCGAGCAAGGGUUCAACCGAUCGCGACUCGUACGACCGAGCAAGACCACGAUCCUGAGCGUGGCCGCCCUUAUGGCCCUUAUUCUCUGCCUCAGCCUUCAGAGCUGGAAGCUGCUGUCGAACACGCAUGAAAUCGAGCAACUGAGAAGAGACGUCGAUAUCCUGAAACAUCGGUUUCUGGAGCAGGACCUUAUGGACGAGUUGAAAGCCUUCGAGGAACAACUGUACGCCGAAGAGUCUACCGAGGAUAAUGAUCCAGGCGAGACGGACAUUGAUAACGCCGAUUACGACUCCAAUUAUGAUGACGAUGGUUCCGCAUCGCACGACUACGCCGGCGACUACCACACUCCGUUGACUUACGGCGCCAGGUCGUCGGAUUUCCACGGCAUCACGUCCACGUCGAUACCGGUACCCACGUCCUCGGAUCCCGGCACCAACGAGGACAUGGUCGAGCUGCUGGCAACCUUGCGCAAGGUCGAAGCGAAGCACGAGCAGGACUUCGAGAGGAACCUACGAGAGAAUCACAAAAGUAUCGAGCGCGAUCGUCUCAAGGGAGGUCACAAGAGGCAAUCGAGUCACGAGGAGAAGAUGAGCGACGCGAACAGCACCAGACACAAAUCCGAUGUCGUCAGGGAGGUUGCGAGCUCGGGACACGCCAAAGAGAGCGUCAAAUCGAAGCGAUCCGUGAAUGAUGGCUUGACUGACGACCCGGUGAGAGAUACAACGAGCGGCAAGCGAUAUAAUACGGGAAGGGUCGUUGUCUCUAGAGCGAAUUCUUAUGCAAGUGUCGAGAGCGACGUGAAUGACAAUCCUGAAACGGAUUUACAACAUCCACCGAAAAAGUAUCACGCUCACGCAUUGGAGACUAUUCCCUUGGCGCGCCGUCACCAAUUAUACGAGGAGACCACUCAGCCUCCUAGCAGAUACGAGAGCGAAAGCACGGAAAUUGUAGACGACAGAAGGAUCGGCUGGCGAAGCCGCGACCUUUCGGAAAACAGGACUGUGGUUCGCCGGCCCGUUCAGAAUGACGAAAAGGCUGCGAGGAAAUUUCCACGGAGAUUGACUAGAAGGCAUUUGCGUGCACCACGGCAGGUUUAUGCGAUCCACUACGGGGCGGACAGCACCCUCUUCUCGACGCAGGACGAGCACACCGGUAACGGCAGGGCGCGCCACUACAACGGAGUCUUCAGGGCAUGGCGGCCGAGCGACUGGGUCGCUGAUCUCGGCAUGAGUAGACACUUUACUCUCAGCGACGGCAAGGUCACCGUGCACGAACCGGGGUUGUAUCAGGUGUACGCGCAGAUCCACUAUCUGGACGAGCACGACGAGAACGGCUUCCACAUGCUGGUGAACGGCAAGCCUAUACUGCAAUGCAUGAUAUACAGCCCGGGCAUGGGACACAAGAGCCGCUCGUGUUACUCAUCGCAAGUGACCCUUCUUCAGGCAGGCGAUCAUCUGGUCCUGAAAGACAUUGGAUCGGCGAGAUAUACUCUUUUCCAGCAUGAUAAAAGUUUCUUCGGCUUAGUGAAAGUCGGUGAAUUCAGACAGCAGCAGAAACAUCCACCGACACACCAGUAAUUGUAAACGCUGUGCAAUUAUCAGCGCUAAAAAGUGAUAUGCAAUUUGUAGUCAUUGAUUUCCUCCCCGGUGAAAAAUGCUCGUUGAUUGAUGUCAAAAUGAUGCCAAAUUGGUACGAAUACAUUGGUUCAUUUUGCCAGUAAUGCGAUUUUUUAAAGAUAUUUACCGAAUUGACGUCGAAAUCGUCAAAUCGACAUCAAUCGUCAAUCAACAAAUUAUUUCUCGCUGGGCUAUCCUUAAAAGUUAUCUGUAAAUUCGUAUUAUUUGUACGUGUAAUGUAAUAUACUUUCCACUUGCAGGUUAUAUUAUUUCUUGCAAUUAGUAAUUCGGUUUCACAGGCCACACGAUAUUUACCGUAGAAUUUUUAUAUUUUACCAUUUUGUUAAUUGUACUUCGUACCCUACAUAAUUUUUAUUUACACAGAAUUGCUACGAAUAUUCGUUCAUAAAGAAUUAUAUACGUGUAAACACUGUAAACAGUUGCUCUAUAUACGUAUAACAUAUUUAUAUAUAAGAAAAAUAAAGUAUAUUCUCUUAGUUUAUACA
Messenger RNA from Vollenhovia emeryi, 2913 nucleotides. RefSeq lists its product as uncharacterized. Gene Ontology annotation, molecular function: tumor necrosis factor receptor binding; receptor ligand activity. Lineage: Eukaryota; Metazoa; Arthropoda; Insecta; Hymenoptera; Formicidae. Bases 653 to 2368 code for a protein of 571 amino acids. The record is from RefSeq and is a predicted model, not a curated record. Gene Ontology annotation, biological process: immune response. The transcript is spliced from 7 exons. Gene Ontology annotation, cellular component: membrane.